AUGUUUGGGAGGAUUGGGCUUGUAUGCAGUCACAUUUUUUGGGUCUUGAGAAACAAAAAAACGAAAUUAAUCCCUAAUGAAUUACAUGGAGGACGUUGGUUGAAGUCUAAAUUUGUCAAGGUUGUGCAUUGUGGGUUUGAUGAUGAUAUUGAAACAUUUAUUGUUGUGGAUGAGACGAAGCAGGAGUAUAGGGAUAUGCAUGGAGAUUUUUAUGAUAUUGCACGGCUUAUUGAAGGAGACGGUGAUAAAAUUCGAGCAUUUAGACAAAUUAUGGCUGAAGGGAGAAAAGAAGUACUUGGUGAGGGAAAUGUGUUGUCAAUUAGUGAAAAGAGACUAAUGAUUGAGAAGUUUUAUGGAUCACAUGUCCCUAGUCAAAUAGAUGUUCAUUAUCCAGAUGUCGUCAAAACCAAAGGUUCCUGUCGACGUCUUUCCCGGCUUGAGAAGGAAAUGAGAGAGAUGUCCAAGCCUGGUCGGAAAUGUGGAAAAUGUGGCGAGGUUGGUCGGCAUGAUUCAAGAAAUUGUGACAAGAUACAGGAGGAGAAGAACAAGAAAAAGAGGAGAAACCAAUGUUGA
Salvia splendens (bonfire salvia) is the source of this 573-nucleotide messenger RNA. RefSeq lists its product as uncharacterized. The record is from RefSeq and is a predicted model, not a curated record. Bases 1 to 573 code for a protein of 190 amino acids. The transcript has a single exon. Lineage: Eukaryota; Viridiplantae; Streptophyta; Magnoliopsida; Lamiales; Lamiaceae.